Callorhinchus milii (elephant shark) is the source of this 1761-nucleotide messenger RNA. RefSeq names its product cytosolic carboxypeptidase 3-like. The transcript is spliced from 9 exons. Bases 1 to 1761 code for a protein of 586 amino acids. Lineage: Eukaryota; Metazoa; Chordata; Chondrichthyes; Chimaeriformes; Callorhinchidae. The record is from RefSeq and is a predicted model, not a curated record. Gene Ontology annotation, biological process: proteolysis. Gene Ontology annotation, molecular function: zinc ion binding; metallocarboxypeptidase activity.
AUGGAGCGUGUGGACAAUGACGUGGAUGAGCCAGAUGAAGAUGUCUACAGUCGCUUCUUGCGGCUACACCUUCAGCAAUACAGUCGCUUCACAGAGGAAAAGGCCGGGAAGGGGGCGAGGAUGAAGCAGAGUGACGGGGGGUCUCUGACCUCGGAGGAGGAGGAUGAGAUGGAGGCGACCGAGGACUCAGAGGAGGAGUUUGAGGAGAAGGAGGUAUCCCGGCACGGGGACGAGUCUAUCUACGAGCAACUGGGCUCCCGCACCACACAGCUUGUCCUAGAGAAGCAGUUCGGUCGGGAGGUGAGACGCCUGCGGAAGCCACGGGACCUGUAUGGCCUUUCAGCUCUGCGCUCGGCACAGGUGCCCUGCUGGCCUCAGGAGUGUGAGGUUCUCAAAGAGAGGAUCAGGCACAUCGGUGAGUGGGGUAUUUUCCCGGAACCGGAGCCGCUGUACAAGCCGACGGGACAGGAGCAAUCCCUAGAGUGCCUGGCCCCCGAGGAGGGGCUGCUUGUCUACGUCUCCAACAAAGCGUGUAAGGAGCCAUACUUCACAUACUCCCGUGUGGGGGGCAGCCCACGGCCGCUGAGACAGGCCACCUAUAAUGUGGACAAGCAGAGCGACACACUGCUGUUUGAGGCUCGCUUCGAGAGUGGCAACCUGCACAAGGCCUUCAAAGUAGGUGAUUAUGACUAUGAGCUGUUGCUCAGAGCUGACCUGUACACUAACAAGCACACACAGUGGUACUAUUUCCAGGUGGGGAACAUGCAAAGGGGCGUAUGCUACCGCUUCACCAUCACCAACCUGCUGAAGCCGACCAGCCUGUACAGCGCGGGCAUGCGGCCCCUCAUGUACUCGGUGCGGGAGGCAGAGGAGCGCGGGAUGGGCUGGCACAGGGUGGGCACGGGCAUCAGCUAUUACCGUAACAACCGGAGCCAGGCCAGCCGGCAAUGCUACUCCCUGACCUGGAAGCUAUGCUUCCCCCACUCCGGAGACACCUGCUAUUUUGCCCACUGUUACCCGUUCACCUACUCGGACCUGCAGGACUACCUGGCUGGGAUCAGCAGCGAUCCCGUGCGCUCUCGCUACUGCAAGCUCCGUGUCCUGUGUCGCUCGCUGGGUGGUAACAUGGUGUAUGUCCUCACUGUCACUAACCCAUCACGGAGCCCGCAGCUCACCAGUGGGAAGAAGGCGGUGGUUGUGACGGCCCGAGUUCACCCCGGGGAGACCAACAGCUCCUGGGUCAUGAAGGGCUUUCUGGACUAUUUGCUCGGAGGUUCUGAGGAUGCGAGUCUUCUCCGUGACAUGUUCCUCUUCAAGGUGGUACCAAUGCUCAACCCCGAUGGCGUGGUUGUGGGCAACUACCGCUGCUCGCUGGCCGGUCAGGACCUCAACCGCAACUACAGGACCUGCCUCAAGCAGCACUUCCCACCCGUCUGGUACAUGAGGAACCUCAUCAAGCGGCGAGCGCUCCCACCACCGAGCCGCCGGACUCCACAAACACCCGAUGGGAAAUCCGGACAGGGCACCAAUUCGGCGCCGCCGCCCGCCGCCGCCGCCGCCGCCGCCCGCCUCGCCGUGUUUCCGGCGCCGCUCGGGGGAAUGACUUCUCUGGAGGCUUCUCUGUACAGAACAUUCACAGCAUUAGAGAAGCCCAUUCAGCCCAUCGUGUCUGUGCUGGUGCUCGCUCCCCUGCAGACUGAGACCCUCUGCUCCGCUGACCUGGAUCCCAAGCGGGGCAGCAGGGAGAUGGACAAAGGUUAG